Penicillium chermesinum is the source of this 1017-nucleotide messenger RNA. RefSeq lists its product as uncharacterized. The transcript has a single exon. Bases 1 to 1017 code for a protein of 338 amino acids. Gene Ontology annotation, biological process: dGTP catabolic process. NCBI's taxonomy places the organism in Eukaryota, Fungi, Ascomycota, Eurotiomycetes, Eurotiales, Aspergillaceae. Gene Ontology annotation, molecular function: dGTPase activity. The record is from RefSeq and is a predicted model, not a curated record. Gene Ontology annotation, cellular component: nucleus.
AUGACGGUCACUCGGGUAGGAGUCUUCCAGACUCUGCAAGUCAUCGGCACUACGGUUAUUAUCCGAGACGACCUCUACGGAGAGCACACCGUGACCGAACCGGUGCUUGUAGAGCUCUUACAAAGCCCUGAGUUGGCGCGACUACAAGGGGUGUGCCAGCAUGGCGUAACAAGCUUCUUCGGACAUACCCCAAAAGUCACUCGCUUUGAGCAUUCAGUCGGGGCACUCCUGUUGGUCCGCAAAGUUGGUGCGAGCGUCGCCGAGCAAGUGACCGCCCUUCUUCACGAUAUCAGCCAUACGGCAUUCAGCCAUGUUAUGGACUAUGCCCUCUCCAAGCCUGGCGAAGGCAGUUUCCACGAGGUACACAAGCUCCGGUAUUUGAGUACGACCUCUUUGCCGCGCAUCAUUGCAGACCACGGUCUUGAAACACACAAGGUUUUCGAAGAGGAGCUUUUCCCGUUGGUCGAGCAGCCUUCUCCGCGGCUCUGCGCGGAUAGACUCGACUACUCAUUGCGCGAUACUGUCGCAUUCGGCAAAUUAGACAUCCAAGUCGCACGAGAGGUCUUCUCAACACUUCGGGCUGCCCCGUCGGUAUCGUCGCCCGAUCGCGUGCUUGUUCUCGACGACCCACAACUGGCAUUAAAGCUAGCCCGAGCCUACCUGGCAGCGGACGAAUUUGCAUGGUCCAAUUUAGGACAUGUCGAUAUGUACAUCGAAGCGGGCCGGCUGAUCAGAGAGGCGGUGGAAACCGGCUUGAUCCAGGAGCAGUGGCUCUGGACCAUGUCUGACCAAGCACUCUGGGACUACCUCCAUCAACACGGGAGUCCCAAGAUGUCUCGUGAUAUGAAAGCACUGGAAACCCGGCCCCUGCCCAGCGGUGAAGGACUGAAGCUUCCCCCCGCAUACCAAGAUCCGAACACUGGAUCCCGAUAUUUGCCCAGACCUGCAAAAGCCGCCCUUGCCGCUGUCAAAGGUGCUUUCUGGCUGGGCUUCGGAGCUCAAGCAAUAUGUGGCUAG